Linum tenue is the source of this 678-nucleotide messenger RNA. Lineage: Eukaryota; Viridiplantae; Streptophyta; Magnoliopsida; Malpighiales; Linaceae. The record is from the annotation of a GenBank genome assembly.
UUUUUUCGCACAGUUUGUCAAGCAUCGAAAUCGUAGCAACCCAAUCGAGCUUGGUUGAACAACAGGUAGAUAGCCAUGAUGAUGAAGAAGGCCAUAAUCCUCCCAUCUUCACUCCUGCUGCUUCUCCUUCUCAUCACUCCCAAAUUUUCCCUUGCAGUCCCUGCCACCAGAAGCUUCAUCAUGGAUAAGAUGACUGCAAAAGAAGAAACCCCAUCUUCCUCAACACCAACAAUCCAUGUCCUUGAGGGAGGGAAAUGGGUGGAAGUUGUUUUGAGGGAGGAGGAGGAAGGAGGAGAAGAUAUUGGAAGUUAUGACUUGGAAGGAAGGAUGGAUAGGGAAGAGUUCACAGAUUACCCAGGGACAGGGGCAAACAAUCACCAUGAUCCUAAAACUCCUGGAAGAGCUUGAUCAAUUUGUGUAUUCACAUGGUUUAUCAUGAACCAUACAAUAAUUAGAUCCCCACAGCCAAAGAAAGAAGUAAAAAAAAAACCCUACAGUUAUAUAUAUUUUUGACUGUGGGAGCUGGUUAUCUCUCUGUGGGGAUGGGAAUGUAUAAAUAAUCUUCUUUGUUUGGUUGUUUCUUAAGCUUUAUGAACAGCUUAGGUAGUAUAGAGUAAGUAUUAUUAUUUUGUUGUGUUUUUUUAAAGCCUAAUAACAUGCCUGAUUUUUUUUAGAAGC